UUUGGUGGUGGUCUCUGUCUCCUGGUUCUGUCUGGCGGGUGCGCGCCACUCAACAAGCGUCGGCAAAAUGGCGGACAUUAUCCAGUUGAAAGCAGAGCAGCAGCAGCAGCAGCAGCAGCAGAGGAGUCGUCUCAAACGGUAAAUAACGCUCCGCAAUGUCCUCCAUUCCCGCUCCCAUUCCUACUCGCCCACUCUCUGCCUCCUCUCCCAUCAUCCCACCCCACCACCCUUCCCACGUCUCUCCUCCGCCGGCACCCAGCGACACCUUCCCCAUCUCCUCUGCUUCUCUUCUUCCUCCUCCUCCUCCGCACCCUUUGCUUUCCACCCCUCCUCGCUCUUCAUGGAUCGAAUCCCUCCGCUUCCAAGCCAGAUCAAAUCUUUUCCGAGAAGCCAUCUCCACCUACGUGGAUAUGAUGGCUCUUCCCGGUAUCCCUCCCGACCAAUUCGCUUUCCCUGCUGUCCUCAAGGCCGUCGCGGGCCUCCAGGACCUCAAUCUUGGGAGGCAGAUUCACGCCCAUGCUGUUAAACUUGGGUACGAGCAAUCUUGUGUUUCCGUUGCCAAUACCCUGUUGACCAUGUAUGACAAGUGCGGCGACAUCGGAAACGUCUUUAAGCUGUUCGACAGAAUACCUGAGAGGGACCAAGUUUCUUGGAACUCCAUGCUCGCCGCACUCUGUCGGGAUGAGGAGUGGGUUCUUGCGUUGGAUUGCUUUCGUUCGAUGGUGUCGGAAAAUUUGGAGCCCAGCUCCUUCACUUUGGUGAGUCUGGCCCAUGCAUGCUCAAACUUGCCGCAAGGGGAUAGUGUCUUGAAGCUCGGGAAGCAGGUUCACGCUUAUAGUUUGAGGAAAGGGGAUCGGAAAACGUUUACCAACAACUCUUUGAUGGCCAUGUAUUCAAAGUUGGGAAGGGUGGGCGACUCAAAGGUUUUGUUUGAGUCGUUUGAAGACCGUGAUUUGAUUUCGUGGAACACCAUCAUAAGCUCGCUCGCCCAAAAUGAAUGCUUCAUGGAAGCUUUGAUGCUCUUAGUUCGCAUGGUCCAUGACGGAAUCAGUCCUGAUGGAGUAACGAUAGCUAGUGUUCUUCCGACUUGUACCCAAUUGCAGCUGUUAAAUGCGGGGAGGGAAAUACAUGCUUAUGCCUUGAGGAAUGAGGCCUUGAUUGGGAAUUCUUUUGUGGGCAGUGCUUUAGUUGACAUGUACUGCAACUGCAGGCAGAUUGAAAGUGGUCGUCGAGUUUUUGACAGUUUAUCUGAUCGGCAAAUUGGGCUUUGGAAUGCUAUGCUUGCUGGUUAUGCACAAAAUGAACAGGAUCACAAGGCUUUGAUGCUCUUCCUAGAGAUGGAAGCGGUUUGGGGGCUUAGUUCAAAUGCUACCACCAUCGCAAGCAUCUUGCCUGCUUGUGCACGCUGCAAAGCCUUCUCCGUCAAAGAGAGCAUUCAUGGGCAUGUUAUAAAGAAGGGUUUGCAAGGCGAUAUGUAUGUGCAAAAUGCACUCAUGGAUAUGUAUGCCAGAAUGGGGAAAAUAGGAAUUUCUAGAAUUAUCUUCGACAGCAUGGAAGUCAGAGAUUUAGUUUCUUGGAACACAAUAAUAACUGCAUCUGUUAUUUCUGAAUGCCACGAAAGUGCACUUGCUUUGUUGAUGAGAAUGCAGAGUAGGGGGAAAGAUGCUAGCAAGGAGGAGGAUAUGUACAAUGAGGAAAAUGUACAUUUUUGGAAACCCAACUCGGUCACCCUAAUGACGGUGCUUCCAGGUUGUGCUUCACUAGCUGCUAUUCUGAAGGGAAAGGAGAUCCAUGGUUAUGCGAACAGAAAUUCAUUAGCACUAGAUGUUGCAGUGGGAAGUGCAUUAGUAGAUAUGUAUGCAAAAUGUGGCUGCUUGUACUUAUCAAGAAGAAUGUUUGAUCAAAUGCCGGUUAGAAACAUAAUCACCUGGAAUGUCAUUAUAAUGGCCUAUGGCAUGCAUGGAAAGGGUGAGGAAGCAUUGCGAUUAUUCAACAAUAUGGUGGAGGAAGGAGCUAAUGGUGAAGGGGUGAUGCCCAAUGAAGUCACCUUCAUUGCCAUAUUUGCUGCAUGUAGUCACUCUGGAAUGGUUGAAGAGGGAAUGCAAUUGUUUUACAGUAUGAAAAGUGAAUAUGGAGUGGAACCAUUGCCAGAUCAUUAUGCUUGUGUUGUCGAUUUACUUGGUCGAGCAGGUCAAGUGGCUGAAGCAUUUCGGUUGAUUGAUUCCAUACCCUCUGAAUUUGACAGAACGGGCGCCUGGAGCAGCUUGCUUGGUGCUUGUCGAAUUCAUCAAAAUCUUGAGGUUGGGGAAAAUGCGGCUAUGAAUCUCCUUGAGUUGGAGCCUGAUGUGGCUAGCCAUUAUGUGCUACUGUCGAACAUUUAUUCUUCUGCAGGACUUUGGGACAAGGCAAUGGAUGUCAGGCAGAAGAUGAAGGAAAGGGGAGUAAGAAAAGAACCUGGGUGCAGUUGGAUUGAGUUUGGGGAUGAGGUUCACAAGUUCAUAGCAGGGGAAUCAUCACAUCCGCAAAGUCAGGAGCUUCACCGAUUCUUAGAGACGUUAUCCGAUAGAAUGAGGAAAGAAGGAUACGUGCCUGAUACUUCCUGUGUUCUGCACAACGUCAACGAAGAGGAAAAAGAGGCCUUACUUUGUGGACACAGCGAGAAGCUUGCUAUAGCUUUCGGUAUCCUUAACACUCCUCCGGGGAUGACCAUCAGAGUUGCCAAGAACCUCAGAGUUUGCAACGACUGUCAUGCGGCUACCAAGUUUAUCUCCAAGAUAGAGGACAGGGAGAUCAUUUUGAGGGAUGUGAGGAGAUUCCAUCAUUUCAGUGAUGGGAAAUGUUCUUGCGGUGACUACUGGUGAAGAUCACCUGCUAAAAUCCGGGACUAUGAGUCAGAAGAUUGUAUUGAAAGUGCGGGGCAUCAUCCUCUCUCUGAUCAAAACAACUGCAAGUCGAGGGAGACCCGUCGUUUUACUUAUUACUUUUUGGAUGCUGUCGAGGAGCGACAUGAUAAAUGAGGGCAAAUUCGAA
Messenger RNA from Rhodamnia argentea, 3030 nucleotides. Its product is annotated as pentatricopeptide repeat-containing protein At3g57430, chloroplastic. Gene Ontology annotation, molecular function: protein binding; RNA binding; zinc ion binding. Lineage: Eukaryota; Viridiplantae; Streptophyta; Magnoliopsida; Myrtales; Myrtaceae. The coding region runs from base 156 to 2861 and encodes 901 amino acids. Gene Ontology annotation, biological process: RNA modification. The record is from RefSeq and is a predicted model, not a curated record. The transcript has a single exon.